AUGAUUCGACUACGAAGCCGCCAUUCGGCUUACUACAACAUUUCUCGCAAUCGAAUGCUAUGUAGUAAUUGGAAAGUUAUAUUGCCAAUGAAAAGAAGUUGUUUAUUCUCUACAAAUGGAACGCGACCGUUUCCAAUGCAUGGUACCGAAAGUAUCAGUAAUACUAAUAAGCAUCAAGAUUCAACUGACAAUUUGAAACAGUUUCGUGUAUAUAAGGCAAGGAGCCUACCGAUUUCAGCACCAUUGCGAGACAGAACCCAAGAGUUUUUGGGAAGCUUUAUGAGUAAAGGGUUUGCAAGGGCCAAUCAGAUAAUAUUUGAUGAAGACUACCAGAAUCAGUACAUUGAUUCGUUGCACAAUAGACCAACAACAACAACAACAACAACAACAACAAUAAAAACAAAUUCUUCUUUUGUCUCCGAAGAAGAAAUCACACAAAUAGCAUCGGAUUUUUCAAGAGUUGUGGAAGCUUCUUUUGAAUUUGAGACCCAGGGGUUGAUCACAGUUAAAAGAUUAUGGGAUGCGAUAUUUUCUUCGUCUCUAAAGGACGAUUUUUUUGACAAAUUACGACGGAAGAUUCUCAUUGAUAGAGCAAAUUUGUUGCGUCUACUAUUAAAGACUGGAGAGUACAACUUUUACGAUUUGGAAGUUUUACCAGCCAUCCACAAAUUUUUCAGUCCAAGUGAGAUGACAGCUUUGGAUAAUGAGUUACAAGUAAUACAGAUGAAGAGACUAGCUGACUCAAGAAUGGUUUUUAAUGUGCAAAAUGUACAGUCAUAUUUGAUGAAUCCAAAAUUUGAAACUGCCGAUAAAAGGGCGCUUAUCAAAAAUCUUGUUUCCACAUUAUUUUGUAGUGAUAACAAGAACAACGAGUCUAUCUUGUUGUCCGUAACCUCAUUUCUCAACUUUACCGAAAUUAUUGAGUCAAAUGAGUGGUUUACAGAUAUAAACAUGACCGAAUACGAUGAGAUUUUUCGAUUAUUUGGUGUACCUCCGCAGGUUACUAUUGGGUUUGAAGAAUUUUUGGAAGACAUUGUGCUUCUUGUAGAGCGUAAAGAUAAGGUUUUGAACCCACUAGACCUAGCCUACGCAAUGAGGGCAUGUCUACAGUUUGAUGAAAACAAGAUUUACGAACUAUACAUGCAGAAUAAAGAUUUACACCAAGAAGAGUCCCAAGAAGAAGUGUUUCUCAGCUUAUGUGUACAGCAUAAUGAUUGGAGAGCGCUACAGGAAAGAUUUGAAAAUAUGUAUGGUCAUGGUAACUUGCCAGAAACAGUCCACUAUGGGAUCACAAUGUAUGCUCUAGAAUACCUCAAUGCUGAUAACGAGUUGGAAAGAUUGUAUGAACAGAUUUUGGGUCGAAACAUGAAUAUGAAUGCAGCCAUAUUUAUUGCAAGAAUGAGAGCAAGAGUAAAACACAAUGACCAGGCUGGUCUCAAUCAGUUGAUAGAUGAAUACAUUGCUUUGAUACGCAAAGAUAAAGCCGAAGCAUCUGGUCUCGCUCAAGUCUUUCCAUACAUAUUCAAGCUAUAUAUGAAGCAUCAAGAUUUCACAUCCAUUCUAAGUACACUUCACACAUACUUGGAAAUGGAGCAGAAACAUAAUCUUUUGAUAGUAUCAGGAACCCUCCUUGCAAAUUUGCUGCAGUAUUUCGCAGCAAAUUGUGCUCUAAAGGAGUUGAACGAACUUUGGAGUUUGACAACAACUGUAUUUAACAAACAGAGUCCCGAAUACUUUUAUGGUUUAAUAAGAUCGUAUUCGAUCUUGGGACAGUUUUCCAAAGCCGAAGAGAUUUCCUUUUUUGCACACCAGCAAUCCUUAGUACCAUUUUCCAACCUUCAAAUAUACGCAGCACAAAUGCAAAAUUAUCAAGAUUGGAGAAUGCUGGAUCCAACAGUGCCGGAAAUGAGGUACAUUAAUAUGAAGACAAAAUUCAUUAUGGCGAAGGCUUUGAAUAUAGAUUAUUCAAUGUUUCAGUUGCAAGCAAAAGGAAAUCAGUUGUUGGCAGCAACGAUGGAAGAGUUACAAUAUGAAGCUAAAAAAGUUGCAAGAGGAAGAGGAGCAAAUACACUAAAGAGCAUGGAGUUAAAGGCCUUUGUUUUAUCGGCAAAGGACCAGCAAGUGCACCAUAUGAACCAGGAUGAGCUUCUAUAUUUACCAAUAUUAAAGUCAUGCUUUGUUUACGAAAAUUACCAGCCCUUACGAGCGAUGAAGAUUUAUCAAAAAAUGGUUAAAAAGAAUGUUUUGCUCACAGCGGCGUCAUACAAAUACUUUAUUAGAGCAGUUCGAGUUUUUGAUAAGAAGUUUGACAUGAGCUUUAAAAAUACAACUGAACUAUUGAAGGGACUUUUUAUAUCCUAUGGCAUUUACAAAAAGAAAACCAAUCCCAAGUUAGGAUUGGAUUUUUACCAAGACUAUCUUUUAAUUAGUGACAUUGUUGUAUUGUACGUGGAUGCAGUUGGCAAAGAUGAAGGUAGGCGUACCCUAAAAAAGUUUAUAUCUACUUGUAACGAAAAAUUUGAAGGAAAAUUACCUACUGACCUCAAGUUCAAAAUAGAUGCUGCCGUACGGAUGGAAAUUGAACUAACAACAAACAAAGCGGAAUACAGGACAUUACUAGAAAGUGAUUUUGAAAAUUACACGAAUAUGUUGGAUGCUUAUAUUGAAUCCUUUGCUGCCGGGUCUAAAAUAGUAAUUGCAUCUUCGUUGAACAAGGCAAUUGGUGAUGUGAUUAUGGAAAAAGUUGAUCAUUACUCCGACUAUGGAGAAUUUGAUAGAGCUAUUCAGCAACAAGUGAUUGACACCUUGCUAAAAGGCGUUACGCUUCCAGUACAUUCCUACAAUCGUAUUCUUCGAUUUUUGUUGAAAUCUUCACCUGAAAACAUCAAGCCGGUAUUGCAAAUCCUUGAGAAGUUUGUGAUUGAGCGCAACUUGACCCAAUUGGAACUUUACAAACAAAAAAAGUUUUGUUACAAACUUUGUUUGAGAUAUCUUGGAGAAUCUUACAAGGACUCAUUGAUUGAGAAAAAUUACAAAAUUCUUUCUGAUUAUUAUGGAGUAAAAUCAUUGCAACGUGUUAGGGAAGAAUUGAAAGAGGUUGAUAUGAGCAAUUUUUUGCAAAGUUCUUCUGGAAGGCUAUUCAAUAUCAAGUUAAGCCCAUAUGCUUCGCGCAGCAUGAGUCAAAUUAAUUUUAUCGAUUAUUUCAAUCCGUUAAAGGAGAUUGUACCUGGACUUAGGUUACUUGGUAUAGAGUCCAAGCUAGUGGUGAAGCUCAUUAAUGAGCAUUUUCCUAAUCGAUCUGCGUUGGAAUCAUUAGAAAAGGAAUUUCCCAAAGUUGUAGAAUAUUACAGGUCGAACUUGAGCUAUUAUAAGAGAUUGGAGGAUUUCGAAAACACGGUUUAUUACUUGGAUUCAUCAGAAGGCACAAAGAUACGAAAAGCCAAAAAUGUUUUAACUAAACUCCUUUUGACUCAGAAUAGCGCAAGAAUAUUUAUUGCCAUGGAUGAGAACCAAAAAGGAGUAGAGGAAAUAGACAAACUCACCAAACUUACUUGA
Messenger RNA from Lodderomyces oxycetoniae, 3555 nucleotides. RefSeq lists its product as uncharacterized. The transcript has 2 exons. The coding region runs from base 1 to 3555 and encodes 1184 amino acids. The record is from RefSeq and is a predicted model, not a curated record. NCBI's taxonomy places the organism in Eukaryota, Fungi, Ascomycota, Pichiomycetes, Serinales, Debaryomycetaceae.